Melanaphis sacchari is the source of this 2782-nucleotide messenger RNA. RefSeq names its product aftiphilin (gene Afti). The coding region runs from base 236 to 2557 and encodes 773 amino acids. The record is from RefSeq and is a predicted model, not a curated record. Gene Ontology annotation, cellular component: trans-Golgi network membrane; AP-1 adaptor complex. Gene Ontology annotation, biological process: intracellular transport. NCBI's taxonomy places the organism in Eukaryota, Metazoa, Arthropoda, Insecta, Hemiptera, Aphididae. Gene Ontology annotation, molecular function: clathrin binding. The transcript is spliced from 8 exons.
CGAAAUUUCAGAUUAGUGCUUCAGUAAUCGUAAUCAUCAAGAAUUCCGGGCUUGGUUAAACUUGAAUUCUUAUUUGUUGUUUUAAUUGUUAAAUUUUUUUGUUUUUUGUUUUAAGCAAUUUAGUUUUGUAAAUUCGGGUCUGAAGUAUAAAACCUAAUUUCAUCGCACUGGGUAUUUUCCCGUUUAUUGACAGUUUUAGUUGUACGUGAUAUGUCCGUUCCAAAAUUUCAUUAAGAUGUCUGAUGACAUACCACCUUUGAUACCUGAAACGCCACCUCCCAUGACUAAAUUGGACUGGGAAGAUGAUGAGGAUUUCAUGGACUAUCCUCAUCUGGCCUUGGAAUUGCCAUCCGAGUCUAGUUUAAGUCCGGAUGGUGGAUGGAAUCCUAUUGACGAAUUAUCACUUCCUUACGAUGGUGAUGUCAUUCGUGAACCAGAUGCUUGUAUUGUACCAAAAUCCAAUGACAGUUUGUCGAAAUGGCCAUCAAGUAAUUCAAAGAAUGACCUAUCUAAGGAAUCAUCGUUAUCUGAAGAACAACCUAGUUUACAUCAAAACAAAUUAUCCAUAUGGAAAGAUAAAAAAAACAUCUCUUGGGAAAAUAUAAAGAAAUUAACCACUGACGAUCUUGAUAAUGUUAAUGAAAUAGACUGUAAUACAGAGAUCAAACAUAAUGAAUCUUCUGAAAACAUAAUAGAUAAUAAUAAAAAGGUAAUUGAUGAUGACUUGUCUGUAACUUCUGAUCAAUAUAUUUGUGACAUGGAAAAUGUAAAAAGUAAUAUAAUACCGCAAAAUUUAACUAAUUUAGAUCUUCAGUUAAAUAAAUCUGAAGUAUAUAAAAAUAAUGAGAUAUUUCAGCCUAUAACCAAUGUUAGUUUUGAAAAAUCAAUUGACCAAGAAACAUUAGUUAAUGGUUGUUUAGAAUGUGUAGACAUUGAAGAAUCGUCUAAUCAAACCAAUUGUGUUCAAAAUGUUUUAUUAGAAAAUUUAAAAAAUGAUGUAAGUGAUACUGAUACGCCUAAUGAUAUGUAUGCAAUAUUAGUUGAUAACUUAUCAGUUAAUAAUAAUAAUAACAUUAUAAUUAAAAAUGAUCAAGAAGAGUAUACAGAUUUUUGUGAUUUUGAAACUAAUUUGCCUCAUACUUUAAAUGUGCCUUUACCAAAUAGAACAUCCCAAGAAAAUCAUGAAAUCAUUGAAGAUUCUCAAACUGUUGAUCAACAUUAUAUUGACAAAUUACCUUUAACACAGUUUAAUGAUGAACACUGUAAAAUAUUGAAAAAUACUGAAACAUUAGUCGAAAAUGAAAUAGAACAAAAUGUAGAAUCAAUUAGUGCUAAUUGUUCAACAUUUCAAAAUAAUGAAAUUAAUGUUGAGCAUAACUCAGGUUCUGAAUUUGAUGAAUUUUCUGAUUUUCAUGUAUUUUCAAAUUUUACCGAUAAAAAAUUAAUUUGUGAUAAAAAUGACGAUGAUGAUGAUUUCUGUAACUAUGAAACUUGUAUACCUAAUUUUAAUGAUACAACAGUAGAGUUCAAACAUUCCAAUGUCGAACAAGUGCAAUGUUUAACCAGCAAUGUUAAUAAUUCAAUAUCAAAAUCUGAUAAACAAAAUAAUUUAAUUAACAAUGAUGUUGAUGAUGACAAUUUCUGUGAUUUUGAAUCUGGUUACACUACAUCACUAUGUCAUCAUACAAGUGAUCAAGUUAAAGAUUCAAAACAAAAUUAUGCAAUAUUAAAUUCAGAGUUACAUGUUCAACUUGAUUAUAAACAAUUUUGUAAGGAUGCUUUUCAAGGAGAUUAUGAGUUAUGCGAGGAAAUCGAUUUGCAAAACUUAGACGAUGAGUUAAAUGAGUCUCAAGUAUGGCAGGGUUUAAAAGAUGUAGAUUCAAGUCCAGCCCUUAACUAUAAUUGGACCAAAUCAGAAUCAAAUAAUGUUUUUCUUGCUUCACUCUCAAUUGAUUCUAGAAACAUAUUGUAUGGUGCUUCUUGGAACCCAAAAGUCCCUAGAUUUGCCGCAAAUAUGUCUAACAAUCCAUUGGAACCAUUAAAAGCUUCUAACAAUGACACAAUUGAUACAAAAAUAUCGCAAUCUUUUUCCAAUGGCCCAAUGCAGGAAACAGUACCGGACCCUGAAUUCGACUGGAAAAGCAGUGGCUUAAUAAAUCCAUUAGACUGUAAUCAUACGUCGUUACUCGAUCUUGAACUCCUUGAUACACUUGCACCAUGCUGUACAAAUGCUCUUCAGCCUAAAACAUGGAAAACAUCUGAGGUUGUGAAAGAAGAAGAAGAAAAAGAAGAAGAAAAUGAAGAAGAAGAAAAAGAAGAAGAGAUACCCAUUCAAAGUAGUCCUGAAAGUAUAGUUGUGUUUGAUGAGUUUUUUAGUGCAUCAUUACCGCCAUCAUCCGACAAUCAUUCAACAGACACCAUUGAAAGUCCAAGUUCUCCUAUAGCAACAGUAAGUCAUGAAGCACAAAGAAUUUUGGAUAGUUUACCUGAUUUCAAGGUAUUACAAAAACCAUAUUUAGUAAUAUUAGAAAGAGAAAACAAUUUAUUUUUGAAUUAAUUUUUUUUUUUAUAAACAAUUAUUUAUAAGAAUUUAUAAAAAUAUUAAAUUACAUCAGCAAGAAAGAAUAUCCUAGAUGUUUUCUUGUUGAAAUCAAGUCCAUUAUGUGCAAUAAGUUAAACUAAUCUGUCCAAAUUGUUUUCAUGUGUAAAUUAAUUUAAAUAAUCAUUUAUCAUUAAUUAUCUUAUGUAUUCCUGUUAGUCAAUUGAUUUUAUCAUUAAAGAA